This is a messenger RNA of Manihot esculenta (cassava), 2010 nucleotides long. Its product is annotated as VQ motif-containing protein 9-like. The transcript is spliced from 2 exons. The record is from RefSeq and is a predicted model, not a curated record. Bases 399 to 1379 code for a protein of 326 amino acids. NCBI's taxonomy places the organism in Eukaryota, Viridiplantae, Streptophyta, Magnoliopsida, Malpighiales, Euphorbiaceae.
AAAGAUAAGAUUCAAUUACUGGGAAAGAGAGAGAGAGCUGCGUGGCUGCUUUUAGGUAAUUGUCCUUUCUCUUCUUUUAAGCCCCAAACCAAAGAAAAAUCAAAACCAUACACAGAAACGCUUUCAAAUUCCUUCUUUUGCUUUUCCACAUCUCUGUAAUAAGUAGUGGCAGAGCUUUCAGUUUCAGACUAAAGCUUCAUUACUCUCUAAAAUAUUGGUUUUUAUUUUGUGUUUGCGGCCGUACUCGCCUUCCCCACAAUCACAGACCAAUGAAGAAGACUAUGUCUCCCCACAAACACAGACACCUCUGCCGUUUUGCCCACAUGUAGAUGCUUAUUUAGUAGAUCCGUAGACGCAGAGAAACAGAGAGAGGGGGGGGAGGGUGUUUGGUUUUUGCAAUGGAUAAAGGCUGUCAAUCCUCUGGUGAUUCUAUCAUCACCAGUGGUAGCAGCAGCAGUAACAACACCAUUAGUAGCAGCAGAGAUCAGUACCUCAAAAACCUCAAUAAGCUAUCCCAUAAGAUCUCCAAACCCAUCAUCACCAAGAAGCAGCCGCCACUACCUCCUAUUGAUAAUCACAACUUUAUUAACAAUUCUGAUGCCAAUAUUACUUCUCAACCGCAUUCGCAUUCGCAAUCGCAAUCGCAGCCGCACAAUCAGCAGGCGCAGCAGCAUCAGCCGCCGGUGUAUAAUAUCAACAAGAAUGAUUUCAGGGAUGUGGUCCAGAAACUCACCGGAUCUCCCGCCCACGAGAGGUUCUCCACGCCUCCCCCUAUUCACCCACCGAAGCCUCAAAGUUCCCGAUUGCAGCGUAUACGACCGCCUCCACUGGCUCACGUUGGCAACCGCCCGCCUCCCCUGGUAAACAGCUCUAUGCCUCCUCCUCAAGUGCCUCCGCCACCUCUUAACGCUUCCAUAAACCCUCCUAUGCCUACCUCUGCAGCGACCAACACUUUCAUCCAACGCCCAUCGGCUCCUCUCUCACCGUUACCGCCGUUUCCAGCUGUCCAUGCGGCGGCGGAGUCUCCAGUUUCUGCUUAUAUGCGUUACCUUCAGAACUCGAUCUCUGCGGGUGAUUCUAAUAAGCAGUUCUCAGGAUUCUCGCCGCUAGGGUCACUGUUUUCUCCACGUUGGAACAAUCUACCACAACCUCCGCCACUUCAACAGAAUAACCAACCAUUCGCCCCGCUGCAGCAGGGGAUUUUAUCGUCGCCGACAUCAGGUAUGAUAGUGUCACAACCGCAAUUCCAGUUACCAACAUCACCGCUGCCUUUUGGGUGCUUGAACUCGCCACGAUCGUCGUACCCCUUGCUCUCACCGUCUUCGUUUCCGCUAUCGCCGACAUUGCCUGUGCCUAGCCCAAGAUGGAGAGCUCUUUGACAGUUUCAUCUUCUUCUCCUCCUCCUUGUUGAGGUAUCUAAUUUCUAAUCUGGCUGUGUGCUGACUACACUGGUUUACAACUUAAAAGAACUGUCUCUUUCUCCUCCUUACUUUAUCCACUGUUUUCCUCCCUCAGUUUUUGGGGGGUGAUAAGCAGUUGGGUGGUCUGUUAGGCUGGUAAAGGCAAAUAUACUGGCUCCUUCUAACAGUAAGGAAGGAAGUGCAACCUUCAUGUUUUCAUGGGCAAUACGGAGAAGGAUUGGAGGUGAAAUUUUUCUGCUGUUCCGUAGAUGGUUUACUUGAGCCAUAUUUUUGUUUUCCUACACCUAUUCUGCAGAAAAAGAGAGUGAAAUAUUUGAGAAUGAAUGAUUGCUGCUAGAAUAUGCAAGUCAAAGAAUUAAGGAUCAUGUUUGCUGCAUAGGAGUAUUUAUGAAGAUCCAGCGCAAACUUUUAGGCGAAUAAACUGCAAUAGGUUUAUAGAUUUCUUUUUUCUGUUAUUACAUUUCAGUGUACUGUUGAUGUUAAUAUUAAGAAAGAUGAAUUAAGGGAAAAGAAACUUGUUCAAGGGCUACUCUUGUAUGAGAUUUAUAGCACACCCAAAAUUGCAGCUGUCGGAUAAUACCUUUAUGCA